UAUGUGCGUCAUUUAAUGAGGCCACCUCCAUCGUCAUAUUGGAUUAUUGCAACUUAUUUUCUGAUAUAAAAACGGAAUAAUCUUGUUUCAAAGCUCUAUACAUUGUUGCACUACCGCGUGUUUGUCAAAAAUCCGAUUUUUUUUCUUCACAAAUAGAAAAUACCAACAUCGAUGGCGACCCAAAACGAAAAUUAUCACGAUGACGACAUUGUGAUCACUGGAAUUUCAGGAGCAUUUCCAAACAGCGACAAUUUUGAAGAAUUCAAACAGAACUUAUUGAAAGGGAAAGACAUGAUCUCAGAAGUUGACAUACCUGGUGGCACAACAGUGAAAGGAUUGAUUAAGACAAUCGAUCGUUUUGAUUAUACUUUCUUCCACAUGAAUCAUCCCCAGGCCGAAGGAGCGCUCAUUGCUACGAGACUUUUGCAUGAAAAAGCAUUCGAAGCUGUACUGGAUGCGGGUUACAAUUUGCAACAAAUAAAAGGUAAAAAAAUAGCUAUUAUUUGCGGUCUAUGGGAAAUGAGUUCCGAAAAUGAUCCAGCUCAUGAUGUCAUUGUGGAACAACACGAUGGAAAUUCCUUAGCACACAUUUUCAUGUGUGCUAACAGAAUAUCGUAUCAUUUGGACGUACACGGACCUAGUUGCUGUGUGAAUACAGCAUGUUCGUCAUCGGCGUACGCUUUAGACAUGGCCAUUAAAUACAUUCAAAGUAACCAAUGCGAAGGAGCGAUUGUGUGUUCGGCUAAUUUUAGCUUUUCCGACGACGACGGAAAUUUAUCAUCGUCGGUCAUCCAUAGUAGAACGAUUUCUUCACCUUUUGACGCAAAGGCUGAUGGAUAUAAUAGAAGCGAAGCUGCGAUUGCCAUGUUUUUACAGAAAAGAAAAUACGCCAAAAGAAUCUACGCAAACGUCAUUCAUUCGUUAAUAAAUUGCGAGGGGUACAAAGCAGAUGGUAUCACGCACCCUUCAAUCAGUCAACAAAGAGAACUGUAUGAACAAUUCUAUGAAACGAUUAACAUCGAUCCGAGAUGCAUCUCAUAUAUAGAAGCUCACGGUACAGGAACACAGGUAGGAGAUAUUGUAGAAGGGGCAUCGAUUGAAGAGUUUUUCUGUCAAGGACGCGAAGCACCAUUAAAAAUCGGAUCGGUCAAAUCAAACAUGGGCCAAUUGGGCCAUGCAGAAGGAGCUUCUGCUUUAUGCAGCAUUGCUAAAUUAAUCGUAGCUUUUGAAACUGGUACCAUUCCUAGUAAUCUGAAUUUCACAUGCCCAAAUCCGAAUAUUAAAGGUUUACUUAAUGGACGGCUGCAGAUUGUUACAGAACCAACACCUUUAGAAGGGCAUUACUUUGCGUUAAAUUCAUUCGGAAUAGGUGGCGCUAAUAGCCACAUUUUGUUGUCACCUCACAAUAAAAUUAAACAAUCCAGUCAAUUCGAAAAAGUACAAAUACCAAAAAUACUAACCGUUUCUGGGCGCACAGAAGAAGCAGUCGACUCCAUUUUCAACGACAUUGAAAAACAUUUUCAAGACGAAGAGUAUGUGGCUUUGUUGCACGAAAUUUUCAGCGAUGAAAUACGUGGUCAUCAUCAAAGAGGAUUCAUCAUUCUGCACGAAAACAAAGAUCAUACAAAAUCCAAAACGUAUUUUUCUGGCGAGAAGCGACCUAUAUGGUUUGUCUUUGCCGGUAUGGGUUCCCAAUGGUCCGGAAUGGCUAAAUCAUUGAUGAGCAUACCUAUAUUUGCCGAAUCGAUCAAAAAAAGUCAUCAGAUAAUGCAAUCAAAACAGAUCGAUUUGAUUAAAAUAAUCACUGACGAUGAUCCUAAAAUAUUCGACAAUGUUUUGAAUUCAUUCGUUGGAAUAGCAGCUGUUCAAAUAGCUUUGGUUGACGUUUUGCAAGCGAUUGGAAUACGACCUGAUGGAAUAAUAGGUCAUUCGGUAGGAGAAUUGGGGUGUGCAUAUGCUGAUGGAUGUUUUACAUCUGCACAAAUGAUUCUUGCCGCUUAUUAUCGUGGUUUAGUCUCAGUAGAAACUAAAUUGAUUCACGGCAUGAUGGCUGCUGUUGGUGCGAGUUACGAAACACUGAAGGAGCUCGUCACAAGUGAAAUUGACAUUGCUUGUCACAAUGGUCCGACAAGCUGCACAAUAUCUGGCCCUACACCAGAAGUGGAACAAUUCAUCGAAACUUUGAAAGAAAAAAACAUUUUUGUCAGACCAGUGAACUCAUCAAACAUAGCAUAUCACAGUCGCUACAUUACACCGCUGGGCCAGAAAUUAUCACUGUUACUAAACAACGAAGUUGUAUCGGAACCAAAAUUGCGUUCAAAAAAAUGGAUAUGUACAUCGGCUCCUGAACACAAAUGGGACACAGAUCAAGUGAAAUAUUCUUCGGCAGAGUAUCACACAAAUAAUUUACUCAGUCCUGUUCUUUUUGAAGAAGGUUGUCGUCACAUACCCAGAAACGCUAUAACUAUUGAAAUAGCCCCUCACGGAUUAUUGCAAGCUGUGCUGAAACGUUCGUUACCUGAAACUGUAACAAAUAUACCCUUAACACUAAAAAACAACAAAAAUGGAGUUGAGUUUCUCUUGAACUCGUUGGGGCGAAUGUAUGAAGCUGGAUGCGUUCCAAAGUUGAGUGCUUUAUACCCACCAGUGGAAUUUCCAGUUAGUAGAUCGACUCCAACAAUCUCAUCGUUAAUUAAAUGGCAGCACGAUGAACAGUGGUCAGUUGGAAAACUAGAAAAAGAUCACUGCGUUGAGCGAGUAUAUGAUAUCAGAACAACGAAUGAUAAAUAUAAAUUUAUAAAAGACCAUGUCAUCGAUGGAAGGAAUUUAUACCCUGGUAUGGGCUACUUGUGGUUGGUCAUAGAAGCGGUAAGUCACAUUAGAAACAAGAAAAAUACAAAGAUGCCUGUAGUUUUUGAAAACGUUCGUUUUGAGCGAGUUGCCAUCGUUCCGGAAAAAGAUAAACUGAAAUUACUGGUAUCAAUUACUGCCGGUGAUAAAUACUUCAAUGUAACAGAAAAUGGUCAAGUUCUGGUUUCGGGCACAAUACGAGUACUUGAAAAUGUUGAUAAAGAAAUGAUGAAUGUGCCGCCAGUUGAUAGCUCCAUUUCAAAGUUUGAUUACUCGUUUUUGAAUGCUAAUGAUUUCUAUAAAGAAUUGAGGCUAAGAGGAUACCAAUACAAAGGGUCAUUCAGACAAGUUGAUCGAGUGAAUUAUGAAGGAACUUAUGGCGAGAUAUUGUGGAAUGAUAAUUUCGUUACCUUCAUGGAUAAUAUGGCCCAACUGCAGAUACUCAGUAUGGAUACUCGCGAACUUCUCAUACCAACGUUCGUUCGUAAAAUCGUUAUCGAUUUCGAAAAACAUUACCAACAAGUACAGUUAUCAGACAAAGAUGAGCCGCGAAUUCCCGUUCAUUUUUAUCCCAGGCAUCGUCUAGUGAGCUGUGGAGGUAUCCAGAUGAUUGAUUGGUGCUUCAAAGCCAUCAGUCGUCAGAAAAAUCUAGCCGAGCCGGUUUUAGAAAAAUACGACUUUGUACCUUACAUUAAUGAUGAGAUAAUGGAGUUGAGUCUGGCGAUUCAUACUUGCACGUAUAUUGCAUUUGCAAACAUAUUGGAAAUUCAAGUGAAGACAUAUGAAUUAGUUGAUCACGAUAAUCAUUCCAAAGGCAGCAUAAUGUCAUCAGCAGUAUGGAAGUCACUGAACAGUUUACCAACAAUACAGCCCAACGUCACAAUUUUGACUAGCCGUGAUCAAAUGACUGAAAUUCAAGUACCAAAUGAAAUUAACAUAUCGACUGAAAAAUUACCCAACGAUAAAAGCAGCUCGAUAAUUAUUUUAUCGAAUAUAUCGCACAAAAUGGAUAUGCUUGAAAAUAUACACGGAGCCUUAAAAGAAGAUGGAUUCCUUAUUACAAAAGAACCGGCCGAUAAGGAUUUCAACACGUACAAAAAAAUAGGGUUCAACGUUUGCUUCAGUCGUAAGAUCAACGAAACAGAAAGAAUUUUACUCUUGAAUAAGAUGGUGAAAAAUGAAUCAGUUUACAAAGCUGUAGAAAUAACCAGCAAUACGUUCGGUUGGGUUACAAAUGUCCAAAAUGAAUUAGCAGCCAUUGAUCCCGGACGAAACGAAAAACUGGUCAUUUAUGCCGAAAAAGAUCCAAAAAAUGGAAUACUGGGAUUUUUCAAUACCUUAAGAAAAGAGGAAAAAGGAAAGAAUCUGAGAUGCGUUUACACGAUGGAUAAAAAAGUGCAAGAUUUUUCGUUGGAACAUUCAUUUUACAGAGAUCAACUGGAUAAGAAUUUAUGCCAGAAUGUCUACAAAAAUAGUCAGUGGGGCGCUUAUUGCCAUUUUAUAACUGAUCCAGUUGACGAAAUAGAAACCACUCAUGCACAGAACAUACAAGAAGAACGCGGAGAUUUCUCAUCCUUCAAAUGGAUUGAAAUAUCGCCAAAUCUACAAGAAUUUGAAAAUUCUCAAAAAAAUACCAUUCAUGUAUAUUACAGCAGUUUGAAUUUCCGUGAUGUUAUGAUAACAAGCGGAAGAAUGUCAGCAGAGGACCUACCUAGUUACCACCGACUAAGACGAAGUCACUAUGGUUUUGAAUAUUCCGGGAAAGAUGAUAAUGGAACACGUUGGAUGGGUACUAUAGACAAUGAGGCAAUUGCAACCACAGUUCAGCCACGUCCUGACAGUACGUGGGAAAUACCAGAUCAUAUGUCGCUGGAGGAAGCAGCCACUAUUCCGGUCUUAUAUGCCACAGUGGUCACGGCUUUCUUUUUCAAAAUGAAUUUACAAAAAAGCUGUUCAGUACUCAUUCAUGCAGGCAGUGGUGGGAUCGGACAAGCGGCUAUCAAUAUAUGUCUUCAUUACGAAUGUGAGAUAUUUACCACUGUUGGUACUGCCGAAAAAGUACAGUUUAUAAGAAAAACAUUCCCUCAAAUUCCAGAGAGCCACAUAGGUAACUCGAGAGAUACAUCCUUUGAGCAGCUGAUAAUGGAGCAGACAAAGGGACGUGGGGUUGAUGUAGUUCUGAAUAGUUUGGCUGAAGAGAAAAUGCAAGCUUCAGUACGUUGCUUGGCUUACGACGGACAUUUUUUAGAGAUUGGGAGAUACGAUAUGCUCGAAAGACACGAUUUAAGUUUGGGACAUUUCGUAAACAACAUUUCAUUUCAUAGCAUACAGUUGGGCUUGAUAAUGAAAACUAACCGACACCUCACACUUGCAGUAAAAGAAAAGGUUACAGAGCUUCUCAAACAAGGAGUCAUAAAACCAAUACAGAGGACAAUUUUCCAAGCUGACGAAGUAGAAUCGGCUUUUAGAUUCAUGGCAUCUGGAAAACAUACAGGAAAAGUUCUAAUAAAAAUCAAUGAUGAAGAGAAUGAUUAUAAAGUCAAACCUAUUCUAAAAUCUAGGAAAUGUAAGCCUCAAGUUCAUUGUUCGAAGUACAGCUCAUAUGUUAUUGUGGGAGGUUUAGGUGGAAUAGGAAUGGAACUGGCUGAUUGGUUGAUCUUGAGAGGUGCUCGCAAUAUUGUACUAAGCUCACGAUCAGGAAUCAAAAACGGCUACCAGGCUUAUCGCAUUAAAUUAUGGCGUUCAUACGGAGUGAAAAUUGUAAUAUUCACAGAAGAUGUGACAAACGAAAAAGGUGCAAGCAAUUUACUUCAAACAGCCAACACAUUAGGACCAGUAGAGGGAAUAUUCAACCUUGCAAUGAUCCUGAAAGACGAUCCAUUCAUGAAACAAACCGAAGAAAACUUCAGCCUAGCAAACGGACCUAAGGCGGUCUUAACCAUGCAUUUGGACAACCUGAGCAGAAAAAUGUGCCAGCAUUUGAAAUAUUUUAUUGUAUUUUCCAGUGCUGUUUCUGGUUUAGGUAAUCAAAACCAAAGCAACUAUGCCUAUGCUAAUUCUGCAAUGGAAAGAAUAUGUGAAAUCAGACACAAAGAUGGUCUACCUUCAUUGGCUAUUCAAUGGGGAGCUGUUGGAGAUGUGGGUAUAGUGGCUGAAUUUCAAGAACAGGCCUUGGGGUCUGAAAUUAUUAUUUGUGGAGCACUACAACAAAAAAUCAAAUCUUGUUUGAACACUCUGAAUACAUUCAUGAAACAGCCAUCUCAACCCAUUGUAACUAGCAUAGUGGUCGCUGAAAAACGCCACAGUGAAAUUGAUAUCACAGGCGCUGUAGCAAAUGUAUUAGGUAUUAAAGAUCUCAAAACUAUAAAUCAAUCGUGGACAUUCUCGGAAUUGGGUAUGGAUUCUGUCCUAGCCCUAGAGCUUAAACAAAUUCUCGAACUGGAAUUCAAUGUCAUUUUCAGUCCGGAAGACCUGCAAACUAUGACAUUCGUUAAAUUGCUUCAAAUGAAAAAGGAGAAAGAAAACUCAAUGAUUACAGGUGAAAAAAUCAAGACCCAAAUGCAAACUUUUAUGGAGGAAAUUCUUCUCAACAAGCCAAUUCGUCGAAUACCACUCGAUGAAAACAAUAUUGAAAAAUCAAUCGUUUUCGAUGAAAAUCCCACAAUUUUCAUGUUUCCAGGAGCGGAAGGAUUAGCUGUUACAAUGCAGUCCUUGGCAAAGAAUUUACCUGGUCAAGUGAUAUGCUUUCAGUAUUAUUUUGGUGAAGUGGCAGACUAUACCUUUGAGGAAUUACGCGAUUAUUUUGCCAAAAAAAUUUCAAUUUGAACCAAGAGUUCUGCCUAAUUGGUCACAGUGUAGGUGGAUUGAUAGCUUUAGAAGUGGCCAAUAUUUUAGAAAAACGGGGGAAAAAAGGAUACGUGUACUUGAUAGAAUCUUCUCCGACAUAUUAUCAAAGAAUGCAAACCAGGGAAGACCAUUCCUGUGAUGAAGAAAUACAAAUCAAAGUCUGUUCCCUCAUGACGUCAGUAUUUUUACCAAAAACCCCAACAGAAGAAAUUCUUGAAUCGAUAAAAAAGACAAUUGGUUGGCCGGCGAAGAAAAAAUUAUGUCCAUCUUUACUAUCAUCAGGGCUAAAAAAUGAAAACGUUGUGUAUGCGCUGCUCGAUAGAAUUUACAUUGCAACCAAAGCAUUACUCAAUUAUCAAACCUCUCAAGUAUCACUUGAAUCAUAUGGUAUUCUAAUGAGAUGUGUGGAGAAUCCACUCGACACCGAUGACGCUUACGGCUUAUCAGGGUACUUCAAGCAUCCGAUACAAAUUCAUAAAAUUGAUGCAGGUCACACUACAAUCUUGCAUCAUUCAAAAACUUCAGAAAUUUUGUUGGAAAGCUCAUUUUGGAAGAAAUGACCAGUUAUUUGUGAAAUUUUAUGAAGGAACUGCAGCAGGAAAUUAUUCACCUAUAAUUACAUAUCUAUUAAGUAUUGUUAAUGAUUUGAGUGCGAACAUUCAGGAACUUAAAUUAUCACCUUCUCAAAUUUACUGUUGGAUUUUUGGAAAUUGGUAGUUGUAAAAAAAAUUAUCCUUAAAUACCUACAGGUAUAAGCGCCAAGUACAAACAUAUAAGGUGAACAUACAAAAUUUCUGUGAUUGUAAUAAAACAUCAAGUUAAUAAAAGCCUAAAAUUGUU
Planococcus citri (citrus mealybug) is the source of this 7536-nucleotide messenger RNA. Its product is annotated as fatty acid synthase-like. Gene Ontology annotation, molecular function: fatty acid synthase activity; 3-oxoacyl-[acyl-carrier-protein] synthase activity; oxidoreductase activity. Gene Ontology annotation, biological process: fatty acid biosynthetic process. Bases 172 to 6675 code for a protein of 2167 amino acids. The transcript has 37 exons. The record is from RefSeq and is a predicted model, not a curated record. NCBI's taxonomy places the organism in Eukaryota, Metazoa, Arthropoda, Insecta, Hemiptera, Pseudococcidae.